CAUUUUCAAAAAACAAAAAAAAAAAACAAAAAACAAAAAACAAAACCAAAUAGUCUCUUCAGUCACUUUUUCCGUCACUUUCCAGGGGAAAAAAAAAAAAAAAAUGUCAGCCGGACUGGGAAAAUGCAGCAAAAUCCGCCACAUUGUGAGGCUCCGCCAAAUGCUGAGACGGUGGCGCAACAAGGCACGGCUUUCAGCCAAUCGCAUACCGUCGGAUGUGCCGGCGGGACACGUGGCGGUCUGCGUGGGCAGCAGUUGCAGGAGAUUCGUGGUGCGCGCGACGCACCUGAACCACCCCAUCUUCAAAAAGCUCCUGGUCCAAGCCGAAGAGGAGUACGGGUUCAACAACCAAGGCCCGCUGGCGAUUCCGUGCGACGAGUCGCUAUUCGAGGAAGUGCUCCGAUUCAUUUCGCGAUCCGAGUCGGGUAAGAACGGCAACAACCCGACCCGCUUCGUGAAUCUCGAGGAUUUUCAGAGGUACUGCCACGUGGGCAUCCGUAACAACCUUGACUUCUGGCCUGAAUCUCGACCGUUGCUUCAUGGGAUCGCCGACAAAACUAUCUGGUAACGCUUUUCGGAUAAAUUUAUAUUUGAAAAAAAAAUAUAAUAAUAAGGAAAACGCUUUGUUUCUGACCCGGGUGUGACUCAGUCCGAGUUAGCUCGCCUCCACGGAAGAAAAAAAAAAAAAAAA
Quercus lobata is the source of this 691-nucleotide messenger RNA. Its product is annotated as auxin-induced protein 6B-like. The transcript has a single exon. The record is from RefSeq and is a predicted model, not a curated record. Gene Ontology annotation, biological process: response to auxin. The coding region runs from base 104 to 568 and encodes 154 amino acids. NCBI's taxonomy places the organism in Eukaryota, Viridiplantae, Streptophyta, Magnoliopsida, Fagales, Fagaceae.